AUGCCUUCAGUCUCGUUUGCGACUUUCCUCAUCAUCUGCCCUGUCUCCUUCUUCCUGGGCAUCCUCUUCUCUCUCUUCCCUUACGACUACCCGCUUCUGUGGUCCUCGCUACCCACACCACCCUCUCACUUUGACGCCAUCGAAGCACACCUCAAACUACUCCACAAUGCGCCGAAUCUCAUUGUGCGCAUCCUACACAUGAUGCUCGGUGUGGGCAUCUUGGGUCUUGUGAUUAAACUCUAUAAGCCCAGCGAGUCGAACCUGCUCUUCGACGGUGGCAGUUUGGUGCUGUACAUGGUCGCCGUGGUCGUGUAUAUCGCCAACAUCGUCAAGGGAUUGAGGAUCGUGAAUGACGGCACCUACGGAAUGGGCAUGGAGAAAUUGACGCAGGAUGAGCUCGACGAGGUGAAUUCGCGUGGUUACGAUGUCAACACGGGAGACAGCGUGCUCGGGCGCGAGGACAACCUGAAGGUCUUGGCUGCCAGCAAUACCAUUUUGGCGCUGGUGCUUGUCGGCGUGCUGGUGUUACAGGUCGGCCAAUGGUACGCGGACAGGGCGGAUGAAAAUGCUCUGAGAGAGUUUGAGGCCAAGGAGAAGGCGGAGCGCGAGAAGAAAGAGAACGAAGCUUCCUCCCCCACGGUAAAACGACAGAGUAGUGGGAGGGAGGGGAAGAAGACCAGGUGA
Fonsecaea erecta is the source of this 684-nucleotide messenger RNA. RefSeq names its product ER membrane protein SH3. Gene Ontology annotation, cellular component: endoplasmic reticulum membrane. Gene Ontology annotation, biological process: endoplasmic reticulum to Golgi vesicle-mediated transport. The record is from RefSeq and is a predicted model, not a curated record. NCBI's taxonomy places the organism in Eukaryota, Fungi, Ascomycota, Eurotiomycetes, Chaetothyriales, Herpotrichiellaceae. The transcript has 2 exons. The coding region runs from base 1 to 684 and encodes 227 amino acids.